CGUCUUUCUCUUUGCAGGCGAGCUCCCUUCACGACGACAACCACAACCCGACACCCAACAAGCCCAGCUGUUGUGCGCAAACCAUCAAAAUGGCGAUCAAGCACAACCAGACCAUUGUCAAGAACCACUUCCGCAAGGAUUGGCAGCGUCGGGUCCGAACCCACUUCGACCAGCCCGGCAAGAAGGUCUCGCGCAGGAAUGCCCGUCAGGCCAAGGCUGCCGCCGUCGCCCCCCGCCCCAUCGACAAGCUCCGACCCGUUGUGCGAUGCCCCACCAUCAAGUACAACCGCCGUGUCCGUGCCGGCCGUGGUUUCACCCUGGCUGAGCUGAAGGCCGCCGGCAUCCCCCGCCAGUACGCCCCCACCAUCGGCAUCGCCGUCGACGCCCGCCGCCAGAACCUCUCCGAGGAGUCCCUGGCCACCAACGUCCAGCGCCUCAAGGCCUACAAGGAGCGCCUGAUCCUCUUCCCCAAGAAGAGCAACAAGCCCAAGAAGGGCGACUCCUCCAAGGAGGAGCUCAAGGCCGCCUCCUCCGCCGCCCCCGUCGCGGCCGCCGCCUUCCCCAUCGUCCACGCCGACACCACCAUCAAGGCCAUCAAGAAGUCCGAGUUCCCCGCCCCCGUCGAGGGCGGCGCCUACCGCAAGCUGCGCAACGAGCGCGCCAACAAGCGCAACCAGGGCGCCCGCGAGAAGCGCGCCCGCGAGGCCGCCGAGGCCGAGGCCGACAAGAAGAAAUAAGCGACCAGCUGAAGCCGCAGGUCCAGCAUGCUCUCGCUUGUUGUCGUUGUCGUCUUGGAAGGUGGUGUUCGGGCGGGUUGAGCAAGGGUUAUUUGCUUCGACAUCUGGUACUCUGUCUCUGGUCUUUGGGUUGGUCUCUGGGUUUCUGCGUCAGUCAGGGUUGCAUUACAACUGCCACAAAGGCAAGGGGGUUUGGUCAUGAUACAAACAAAAAGCACAAUCUUCUUUUGAACUGCUGGGUCCAUGAUGGAAAUGUGAGCCGGGAAGAAAAUAAAAGAUUUGAUCCUCGGGCUUCGAUGGAUACCCCCCCACACACCCAACAGACACCCGAGACCGGAAACAGCAGCUCAUCGUAGGACACAAUCGAGUCAGGCAGGAAAUGCAAGCUUGUGAACACAUGUUUAUGAAGAUGGACCGGUGGAAAGAGUGCAUGUCUAUCUGUUGUAGUUGACCUUCCCGUGCGUGAGAUGCCCACAGCUUACGACCCAUGUACGGUGGUCAAGAACAUCCGGACGCGAGCCCCCUUCAGGCACCAGCACCCUCCCCCCUCGAGUUCAACACCAACUCCCCGCCCGUGACCACAAGCCUCUCGUAGACCGCCCUCCUCGCCUGGUCAACCGCCCCAGCGCCCGCCGCCGCCCCGCCAUCCCUCACCAGCUCAGCAACAAGGCACAGCGCGUUCUCCCGGUCGACACGCGCCAUACCGGCCCUCGCAACAGGAUCCGCCUGCCGCGGCUGCAGGUCCCCAAGGCCCAGCCCUUCCAUCCCGAGGCUCACACCAUCGCCGCCGGCCUGGGCCUGGGCCGCCCCGACGCUGUUGCUGAGCACAUCCUCCACGGCGCCGGCGUCCCCACCACCAGGCGACGGCGACGACGCCGCGAGCAGCAGGUCGUCCCCGUCCGAGACGUCCUGCCGCCCCGUGACGGCCUCGACCAGGGCGCGGCACGCGC
Molecule: messenger RNA, 1687 nt
Organism: Diaporthe batatas
Lineage: Eukaryota; Fungi; Ascomycota; Sordariomycetes; Diaporthales; Diaporthaceae
Exons: 5
Coding region: 90-737 (215 amino acids)
Biological process (GO): translation
Cellular component (GO): cytosolic large ribosomal subunit; ribosome
Molecular function (GO): RNA binding; structural constituent of ribosome
Source: RefSeq, a predicted model, not a curated record